CAUACCACUAUAAAUAUUAAACAGGCUAUCAUGCAAGUAUUAGAUCAAGCUAAAAUUACUGAAAAGUUGUUAGGUAUUACAACUGACAAUGCACAAUCUAUGAUAGUUGCAGGACUAGAACCUAAACAAA
Messenger RNA from Dentiscutata heterogama, 130 nucleotides. The record is from the annotation of a GenBank genome assembly. NCBI's taxonomy places the organism in Eukaryota, Fungi, Glomeromycota, Glomeromycetes, Diversisporales, Gigasporaceae.